GGAAGUCCGCGCAGAGCUCGAGGAGCGGCCAGGCUGCGACCCUGGCUCCCCGGCAGGACCCGCGGACACCUCCGCCUGGGACACCUCCGCCUGCUCCUGGCGUUACGCACGACAUGAGCCACGGGCAGAGAGCCGACAUGGUGCCGGAGAUCGCCGCGGCCGUGGGCUUCCUCUCCAGCCUCCUGAGGACGCGGGGCUGCGUGAGCGAGCAGAGACUCAAGGUUUUCAGCACGGCGCUCCAGGAGGCGUUAACAGAGCACUACAAACACCACUGGUUUCCCGAAAAGCCUUCCAAGGGCUCUGGCUACCGCUGCAUCCGCAUCAACCACAAGAUGGACCCCAUCAUCAGCAAGGUGGCCAGCCAGAUCGGACUCAGCCCGCCCCAGCUGCACCAGCUGCUGCCGAGCGAGCUGACCCUGUGGGUGGACCCCUACGAGGUGUCCUACCGUAUCGGGGAGGACGGCUCCAUCUGUGUCCUCUAUGAGGAGGCCCCGGUGGCUGCGUCCUGCGGGCUGCUCACCUGCAAGAACCAGAUGCUGCUGGGUAGAACCAGCCCCUCCAAGAGCUACGUGAUGGCCGUUUCCAGCUAGACGCCGCGCUGUGGCCGCCACCACCUGCCACCCGCUGGCUCCAUGCUGAACUCAUCCUGCCGUGACCACAGGCCGCCGCAUACCUCAACCUGGGGAACUGUGUUUUUACAUGAAGAGCUAUUUAUAUAUAUAUAUCUAUAUUUUUUUUUUAAGAAAAGAGGAAAAACAACCAAAAGAUUUUUUUUAAGAAAAACAACAACAAAAAAAAACCACCCCACAAAUCCUUAAAGGGAGUUGCUUGAAAGUGGCCUCCCCAGGUGCCUUUCAAAGUGUGGAGCCUGUAAGCCAGUGUCUGCCUGUGCAAGGGUGGGGAGGGGCACGCCAGAGAGCCAGGAGCCAACUACUGUGAAGUGAGAGGUGGGGGCAGCCCUGGGACAGGACAGGGGUGACAUUCAAACCUUCCUGCUCCCUCCUGGGACACCUGCCCUCCCUGGCCUCUCUCCAACUCAGGGGCAUUCAAGCCUGGACUUCAACAAUCCUAUGUGGCUUAAUGUUCUCUUUACUUUUCUGCUGAAAUUCUAGGCAGGAAACGCAAAGCCCUCUUGUGCUCCCUUGGGUCAAAGCAGCUUUUAAACUCUACCUUCAGGGACCUGCAGAAGUUGCUUCUCAGUCAGGCAUCUGAAGCCUCAUCACACACACACACACACACACACACACACACCCCACCACCACCAAGCUGCCCCCGCACUCCAAGGGGUAAGGCAGGGGUGGGGGAGGGAAUUCUGCACAAAACCUUUGCUUUUGCUUUGCUCUGCUUUGCGUGUUUGUGUGGUGAAUAUUUUAGGGGUGAUCUGCGGUGUAAUUUGGGGACCCAAAGAGUAUCCACUGAGGAUGUCUUUUUGGCCAAAACCCUUCGUUUUAGAACCACAUGUGCAAGUCCUGGUGCUUCUUCUGUAAUUCCCUUGGAGGGGGUGGCUCGAGAGCCCCCAGCAGCCCCGGGGCCUUUGCUCUUGCCUUGUUUUGUGAAGAACAACACUCCUGUCUACGCUGCCCACUGGGUCCCAGAGCUGCCCUCUCCUCCAAGGUCAAGACUUCUCAGGCCCUGUGCAAUAUGCCCCCAAGGUCCCUGGAGGGGCUCUCGGAGGCUCCUGGAGCCCAGGUGGGUUCAGGAACCGUGUCUCCUCCUCUGCUCGGGCCUUGGCGGGGGGCAGGGCCAGCCUCGCAGGUGUUCUGCGGUUCAGUGGGAGAACAGCCCCCGUUCUGCAAGACUCCUUGCUACUCCCCCAGAGGAGGAGGACUGACAUUAAAAGCCAAACCUUGGGCACUGUUUCUACCUGCUGUGCUCAGAGCACCUGUGGGUGAGGCUGCCGUAUUCCCCUCCCCCCACCCUUACAAUCCAAAUCUGUAGACAUGUGCAAUAUUUCCUGAUCUGGGUCG
Messenger RNA from Ochotona curzoniae (black-lipped pika), 1967 nucleotides. RefSeq names its product BTG anti-proliferation factor 2 (gene BTG2). The transcript is spliced from 2 exons. The record is from RefSeq and is a predicted model, not a curated record. Bases 114 to 590 code for a protein of 158 amino acids. Lineage: Eukaryota; Metazoa; Chordata; Mammalia; Lagomorpha; Ochotonidae. Gene Ontology annotation, cellular component: nucleus; cytoplasm. Gene Ontology annotation, biological process: negative regulation of cell population proliferation; negative regulation of mitotic cell cycle.